Molecule: messenger RNA, 1846 nt
Organism: Mercenaria mercenaria
Lineage: Eukaryota; Metazoa; Mollusca; Bivalvia; Venerida; Veneridae
Product: coiled-coil domain-containing protein 112-like
Exons: 14
Coding region: 26-1486 (486 amino acids)
Source: RefSeq, a predicted model, not a curated record
CUCGCACCUGUUGUGUGGCGUCAAAAUGGCGACCAAUGUUUCCAAGGAUGAGGAGAGAGAAAGGGCUAUCACAUCAUGGAGAAACAAGACGGAGGCUGCAAAGAAAGGGGAAAUACUUAGAGAGAUACAUAAACUCAAAGUUCAGAUUCAGGCUAUGGAGAGGGAGAAAUGUACACACUUGUACAGCAAACGUAGUGAUUUCAGGCAUGACUACUGCCAGCUGGAGGAAAUAGAAAAUAAAGCUACUGGGGAAAGAAAAUCAGAACAAAUAAAGUUGAAACAGCAACUUGAGAAGAUAAGUCACAUGGUGAAAAGGUUCCAUAAAGAACUGAGAGAUGUCAAACCAACACCAGAAUUUGUAGAGAGACUAAAGGUGAUCAUGGAAGAAAUAGAAGGAACAAUCAAUGCAUUUAAAGAACAACAAAGAAAACAAUAUGAAUCUAUGUUGUUAGAGGAGAGGACAUCUUGGCUGGAGAUUCAAGCCUUGGAAAAAAAGUUUGAUUCUUGGUCCCAGAUUGGCAACGACAGUUCUCUAAGCAAGAGAAAUACCAGCGCUAGUAAACCACUGGCUAGUGCUAGAGAUAUAACCAAGGAUCUACCUCCCGAAGUAGCAGCCUUUGAGAAAUUUGUGGAGCAGAAUGGCGGGGUACGUGGUGGCUGGGAUGAAUACGAUCAUCAAACCUUUUUGAAAUUUAGACAGCGGUACCAGGGCAAGCCUGUUUUCUUACAACAUUUGUUACCGGCUUUACCAACCCGUACAGAAGAGGAGAUAAAUGCCCAUGAAGAAUGGUACCAGGAGUACUUGUUCCUGAAUGAAACGAAGAAAGAAGCAAUAAAAAAAUGGAGGGAACGAAAGGAGGAAGAGAAAGAAGAAUUGCUUGCUAAAGCUGGAGAAGAAACCGAAGAAAAACCAGAUGAGAAACAGGAGAGAUUAAAGGCUCAGAUAGAACAAGAGAGAAUGGAGAGAAAAUCUAAACUGAAUGCAUAUAAAGUGCAAAAGGAGCUAGAGAGGGCACAGAAGGAAGAGAAGAAAUUGCGAGAACAGUUAGAGACACAUAAGAAACAACAAGAAUGGAAAAAAAGACAGGAAGAGAUGAAAGCAAAGGUCAUGGAUCAUAAAAGACAGAGGGAAGAAGAAGAAUCUUAUCUUGAGAUGCAGAGAAAACUGUGGGAAGAAGAAGAAAAGGAAAGACAAAAACAAAUAUCUGCAAGAGAAAUUGCUAAAUUCAGACAACGGGAUGAGAGUGUAUUGCAUCAAAAGAUGGCAAAAGAGAAAGAGAAGGCAGAAGCUGCCAAGGAAAAAGAACGCAGAUUGGCAAUGUUGAAAAGUCAGGUAGAAGUUGAGGUAGAAAGAGAUCCUAACAGAUUGUUGAAACCUACAGCUGGAUGGAAGAAUCGAAGGAAAGAUAGAAGCACUGCAGGUGGACAGGUCCUUCCUAAUAUGAUGCCUCAUAGGGCUGUUCCAGCUUGGCGACAAGGUCCGUGAAGGUCUUAGCACCUUUGACUGAUGUAAGCCUGGCAGAUGUUGAAUAAAGCAAUAAAGGGCUUGUGUCUGGAUAAUAGCUGGUAGCUCAAAAAACUGGUAUGAUGUUGCUCUCAUAGAACAUGUGUACCUGGUUCUUAUUGGUAAAAUAUACUAAUGAAAAACAUUGCCAAUAUAGUCCAAGGAGUUAGUAUGAUGCUCUUCCUGCGUUGCACAAGUACCUAGCUUCUUUUUUUGAUGAAAUCUGUGUGAGAAUCUUUGCCAGUGUAAAGAAAUAAAAGGAGCUAAAAAUAGAAUUAAGUAUUGUAACAUUGUACUACUAAAAAAACCGAAAUUAAAAGCUGUUUAGAAAAAUUUCAUAAA